Molecule: messenger RNA, 5892 nt
Organism: Durusdinium trenchii
Lineage: Eukaryota; Dinophyceae; Suessiales; Symbiodiniaceae
Source: the annotation of a GenBank genome assembly
AUGGCCAUGACGGCGAUGAUACCGCCCAAUGUGAUGCCGCCGAACGACCUGUCCUCCUUGCUACAGCCCUGGGCCGUUCAAGUUCUGAAGCUCUGCUUGAAGAAUGAUUCGGAGGAGUCUGCCCGAGGCUUCUUGCACUUCUUGGUGAACUACAAGUUACCGGAUGGGCAUCACAUCCAGCAGUUCAUCAAUCAUCCGCACCAUGGGAUGCUGGACAUUUUCUUACGAGAGAUGCUCUUGGGUCUCGCUCAUUGGAUCAGUGCUGCCAUACAGCAGUUGGACAUGCAUGUGCCGUUGCAAUCGUCUGUGCAGCAAACUUCCAAGCUGGAGAUGUAUCUCAGAGAGGUUGAGGAGAAGUCCUUUGAACAUGCGUGCAAAGAGUUCAGUGAUUUCCUCUACCACGUAAUUUUGCAGCUCUUAGGGCCUGAGCUCACCUGCGUGGCCAGUAGUUUAUCAGGCACGCUGGCCGAUGGCUUCACCAGCGACCGUAGUGUGGCAGCCUUAGCAGCUUGGCCGAGCUUGCUUUUGGCGCAGCUCGUGAACCUCUUAGAAGACAUGCGGGCAAAAGUUUUACGCAUUGCAUUGGAACUGGCUCCCUAUGAACGCUACGAGCCGCAGAAUGCCGUUUCCAUGAAGAGCAGCCUCGUGGUGCAGUUCUGUAGAUACUUCACUCUGCAGCAUUCGCGCGAGGAGUAUCGUCUCAAAGAGCAUGAGAUCAUGGACGACGACUUUCACGAGUCCAACUUCGGCAUUGUCUUAAUUGAUACCUAUGGAAGCUUGUUGAAGAUGCUUCAGCACGUGGAGCACUUGUACUUCAGCAGCGAGCAGCUCAUCGUGGCCGUGGACUUCGAAGGUGUCGAGCUGAAUCGGAAUGGCGCUUUGUGCCUGGUACAGAUGACUUGCCACGACAACCCCUCCUUGGUCUAUGUCUUGGACAUCCACGUUUUGAAGUGUUCGUUCAAUCCCUUCAAGUUGUCAACGCCCAAUGGCAUCUCGAUGCAAUUCAUCCUCGAAGAGUGUGACAAGAUCUUGAAACUUUGGUUCGACCCCAGAAAUGAUGUGGACGCCUUGUUUCACCAGUUUGGCGUCCAGUCCAACAACAUCUACGACUUGCAACUGGCCGACGUGGCGAUCCGGCGAUCCAUCAACGGAGAAGUGGCUGAGCGAGUCCUCAGUUUGCAAACCUGCUUGCUCAAGUGCGAAGGCCUAGACGAGACACAGAAGGGCUUUGCCGAGACCAUCAAGCAGUGGGGGAAGAGACUCUUCGAGCCGAAGGAAGGUGGAUCGUAUAAGGUCUUCCAAGAUCGCCCCUUGAGAGAUGAGAUUCUCAUCUACGCCGCACACGAUUCCAGGUACAUGCGGGUGCUCUAUGAGUGCUAUCGGGAGAAGCUGGCAUACCAGGAUCAAUGGAAGCGCUGGGUACAAUAUCACAGCCAUGAGCGGGGACUUUGGUACCGCUUCGACGGGAAUUUCACCCCGCUUCGCAGCACUCAUCAGAGCUGCCGCUCGACCUUGCCCCUGAAGAAGCAGGAUUUCGAGUCCUGCCACAAGAUUCGGGCCAGUCUGAUCGCACAGGAGCAAGUGCUCUUGGAUUCCUUUCGGACGGUGAACGUCUUCCAAAGCCCUGAUGAGUGCUUGGUCUCGGGCGAUGACGUCCUGGCUUACCUGAAGGCCAUGCGAGAUCACUUCGGCAGCAAGAAGAUCGCAUGGUGGGAUGACUACUACAAGCUCGAGAACAUCACGCACAACAUCACCAAGUGGAACUGCACCGACAUGGAGGUGGAGUACUACCAGCAGAUGACGCUGUGCGAGCAGAAGCAGGAAAAGUUGGAGCAGAUCGCCUGUGAGGUUCACGAAAGGACCAACGAGUCUUGCACCACGAUGCCGGCAUGUUUCGAGGGGAAGUGGGCCACGUACCUCACCGAAGUGGAGUCGGCCAACACCACCGUGCAGGACUUGAAGUAUGAAUACCGAGCCAUCAAGCGUAUCUUGUGCCUCGUGGACGCUUUUACAGCUGACGACCUGGAAGCCAAGAUCGAAGAGUGCAUGAACCUUAGAUACAGCGCCACUGCGGUGAAGAGUCCCUGCGCCUCGGUGGGCGGUGUGGCGGUCAUGAAUGAACUGAAGAAGCUGGCCGAUCGACCAGAUCGGCAAAGACACUCAAUUCUCGCACAGACCAUGACAGUGAACACCGAGAUCUCCCAUGCCUUGUCGACCAUCCAAGAUGUUCUCGGCAACCUCAGACGUUUGCAGACCACGGAUUUGAGUGGCUGCCCCGACGUGGGCAAGGUGGACCUUGAGGAUGCGCACAACAUUGCGCAGAUCAUCCAGGGCGCGGCCUUCAUCUUCUUGGCGAUGUGGUUGAUUUUCGCCAACAACUCCAAAGUAGCAGUGGCCCAAAAGGCACCCUUGGAGCAGCGUCAUGCGGUUUGCGCCACGAUCAGUACGGCGGUGGCACUCUUCUCGGGUUUCUUCAACAUCCUGCAGCUCACGGCCAUCGAUGACUUCGAUCUUCCGGGCCGAGAGAACAACUUCAGCUUGAACUUGUCGAGACCAAUCGAGUGGAUCGCCACAUGCCCCAUCAUGCAGCUGAAGUUGGUGGUGCUGGCCGGUGCACGUGUUCCCAGCUAUCGUCGCUUCAUGAUGCCUCUCUUGAGUGUGGCCGUGCUGCUUUGUGGUACUGCUUCGAUGUUCACUGGCGAUGCCUUACGCUACGGCUGGUAUGGAUUCGGUCUGCUCUUGGCCGGCAUCAUGUUCUACCACAAUGCCUUGCAGAUCCGAGAGAACUCCGAGGGCGAAGAGAACGCCUUCAUGGGCGAUUCAGACUUCCGAAAGCUCUCCUUGUUGCUGAUCCUCACUUGGUUCCCGUUUCCGAUUUGGUUCAGCUUGAGUAUUGAGGGCUUUGGAGUGAUUACCGACUAUUUGGUCAUCGAGAUGGGAUGGGUGGCCUUGAACAUUAUUUCGAAAUUCACCUUCAUCAUCCUCAUGCAGCGUAUGAAGAUGCUCCACCAGCGGAAGCUGGAAGCUGCGCGGGAACUCUAUGGCCUGUCCCCAACCGAUGAGAUUGGGGAGGAUGAGCUGAAGCAGAAAAACAAUGGCCAUGUCAAGUCUGCUGCAGGCGGUGUGGCGGCAUCCGCGUACGGCUUGGGCUUUGGUGAGGAGGCUGAGAGUGAAGAGAAGAUGGUGGAAGUUGUGGCCGAGACCAUGGUGACCUUGGGCAUGAGUGCGCACACGGACCGGCUGGUCAGAUUGAUGGUGGAGAACGGCGUGACGAACACCGCCGUGCUGGAACGGCUCAACGGCGAACGCUGCAUGGAGCUGAACUUGCCCUAUGUGUUGAUCGAGGCAUGCCAGAAGCGUUGGACCUCGGAAAAGAUGAACUUGGGACAGGACCAGGGUGGCUUGAUUGAGAAAGAAGAUCCCUUUAUGAAGCUGUUGGAAGCCAACAAAGACCGCAUGACCAACGUUUCUGGGAAGACCACCAACAACUUGAUGGCGGCUCUGCCGGGAAUUCCGGCCACUGAACAGCCCAGCCGCAUGAUGCCAGGCAUGAUGAUGACCGAGGACAUGGAACAUGUCUUCACGUCAAUGAUGCACCAGGUCUUGCUGCCGUUCCAGGAGCAGGUGAUGACGAAGCUCCAUGCCAUGGAAGAGAACAUGCAGCGUCAGAUGGAAACAUCUCAAGAGGCCAUCGCACAGAGGAUGGAUUUCUCACAAGUAGCGAUCUUGCAGACGGUCAACGCCUGCCAGGUCUUGUUGCACAAGCUGGACAGUUCUCAGGAUAGUGUGGUGCAGAAGGUGGACACCCAAAAGAUCGCUGUGGAUAACCUGUUGAACAGCAUCACUGGGGCCACGGACAACACCAAGCAGGCGCUCAUGGAGACGGUGAACUCCUCCAGCAGUGUCCUCCUACAGAAGUUGGAUGUGACGCAGCAGGAUUUGUUGAAGCAAUCCAAAGACUCCCAUGAGCUGCUGGAAGGAGUGGCUACGAAGCAAACCGCCUUGGUCAAGCAGGUGGACUCCGGCCAUGAGUUCACACGGAAGCGUUUAGUGGAGAUGGAAGGCACCUUGGAGCGAAGGAUCACCGACAGCUCCGAUGAGCUCCGCAAGGACCAACAGGAGAAGUCGGAGAAGCUCACCACGAACGUGCAGGGCGCCCUGAAGUCCUUGGCCGAGCAAUGCAAUGCCAUGGCAGAGACCACCGAGCGGGCCACCGCCACGCAGGAGGAACGCAUGGUGGAUGUGCGCCGACAGACGAUGCUGAUCAUGGACCUGGUCUCCAACACCCAGGACUCCAUCCAACAGAGUGCCAACAGCCUCGAGAGCUUCACACGUUCGGAAUACAUGCAGCACUCCUCCGCCAACUUGGAGAUGAAUCUCCGCGAGGUCAUCGUCAAGCAGCUGUCCGAGGUCAAGGAAAGCCUUUUGGGCGUGAACGGUGGCACUGACACCAACUUGAAGUCGGCAAUCGCGGCCAUGGUGGAGCGCUUAGACGAAGGGGUCCAUCGCUUAGAACUGGCCUCCUCACAGGGCCAAGGCGCCACGUCUGACGCUGAGCUUUUGCGGCAAGAGCUGCUGGGAGUGGCCGAGGUGCUCUCGCAGCAGCAGCAAGACGUGAGCAGCCAGAACUUGCAACAGGUGGGUGAACUCCUCCGCACUGAGCUCUCAUCCUUUAAGGAGACGCAGGAGGCCCAGUCCACGGAGAUCUCCACGAAGCUCAGCGAGAAGGUCUCCGAGUUCUCCGACCAGGUGAACCAGAACCUUGCCCGCGUCGAGGCCAACCUUGACAAGAUUCUGGACUCUAAGGGAGAGUCUCGCACGGACGGCACACGCCGACGUGCCGAGCGAGUCACUGCGAUUUUGCAUCCCGACCACAAGAACUUCAACGAGACGGAGUACGCGGCCAAAGGCAUCGCUGCGUCUCGUUGUUUGGCCUCGUGCUGCACAGUGGAUUGGUACAGUUGGACCCUCCACGGCAAUGUCUUCGUACCAAACGAGCACAUCAUGAUUGAUCAGGACUUGCCCACCGGCGCCAACCAAGCGGCCUACGGCAGCUUGGCCUCAGCCAAGGCCGCCUGCGAAGCCUUGGGCGCAGUGCAGUGCUUCGGUAUUUAUGAUGCCAACUGCGAUGGUGCCAGCCAGGAGAGCCCCGUGGUCUUGGUCUCCGCGCCGGGGUUGGAUCUCAACCAGGUGGAGGAGUCCUCCGUAGGUAGCUGCAUCUACCACAUGGAGCUCGGAUCGGGAACGACCACCACCACGACCAUCGCUGAGCAGUGCACAUGGCAGAUCAACGUGAGCCGGAGCGACCAGGGCAUCGACAAGCUUUGGGUCACCUACGACAUCGAGCACCAACGCUUCGACGAAGCCUUCCGCUUCUCAGGUUGUGAUGCUGUGGAGUUGCCAGAGGGAAAGCAUUGUGUGGCCGAGGGAAAGCCCAACGGGAUCCGCAUUUUGAAGAACAGGUGGGGACAUGGCCUAGCAACCGGUUCCUGCUGCGACAGCACCACCAACAAGGUCAUCUCAGCGAAGCGUCUCCAAUGUGAUGGCUAUCUGGACGAGUACAAGAAGUACGAGCGGAAGUACCUCACCUCGACGUCGCUCAGCAAUCGAGAUGAUGCAACUCGUGUUGUUUACAUGGCCUCUGGUGAUGACCCUUCGGUCGAGCCAGCUGCCGAGGCAGAGGUUCACGACGACCCCAUGGUCGAUCCCACUGCCGAACAGGAUGUAACAGACCCGGUUGCUGAGCAGGACAUGGCCAUUGGUGGCGAGGAAGGAGGUGCAGAGGAAGGAGUUGCCACUCGAGGUGAUGAAGGCGGAACCGGCUACCUGCUGGAAUGCUUUCGAUUUAAACGAUUUAAAGUUUUAAAGGUUGCAAUUGCCUUUGCAGGCUAG